UGCCAUGUUCAUAAAUUCAUUACUAGGAUGGUCGCAUAUGAUGAUACAAUACGGUUUUCGCGACUCUUACGACUAGUGUGAAGCAGGCUUUACUAUAAAUCUACGGUAAUUACUAUAUGUUUACGGUAAUUACCAUUCAGGUCAUUGGUUGUAAAAUAUAAUUAAUUUGAGGAGAUUUCCCCAAAUUCCCAUCAUUUUUCCCAUCCAGGUAAUUUAUACUGGUCAGUAGCGGAAACACCAAUGUAAAUAAAUGGCGAGUUUUUUGAAUAUUAGUUCGUAGAAGAAGGCGAGGUUUAAAUAUUUAUCGAAGUCGUUCAAGCAUCAGAUUGGCGAUGUUAGGUGUAAGAUAUUUGCAGUUAACAUUAGCAAUUUUAAAACCAGACUUAAUCUCGCAUCCUGUUCAUCUGAAGCUUGUUAUGGAAAAAAUACUGAAAGAAAAUUUCUUCAUUGUGCAUUGGAAACUAGUGCAAUGGAGUAGAGAAGAUGCCGAACGAUUCUAUCAAGAACACAGAGACAAGUUUUUCUUUCAACGUUUGACAUCUUACAUGAGCAGUGAUUUGAUUAUGCCAAUGGUAAUGGCUAGAGUUGAUGCUAUUCAACAUUGGAGAAAAUUGAUGGGACCUACAAAAGCAACAAUGGCAAAGUUCUCUCAUCCUGACAGCAUUCGUGGAUUAUUUGGUAUCACAGAUACAAGAAAUGCCACUCAUGGUGCAGAUUCUGUGGAAACUGCUAAGAGGGAGAUCGAGUUUUUCUUUCCGGAGUUCAAAUAUGAUGAAUGGUUGGAGAAAAAUGAGGAAAAAAUUCAAAAUGGACAAAUUAUCUAUAAUGAAGUAUCAAAAACACACAAAGUUUUCGAGUGACUUGAUGUUCAAUGUAAAAGAUUAUUUUGUGAUGGUAUUGAUGAUUUUAUGGGGAAAAGUGGAUAUUUUAACAGCAAAUGGAUGACAGAAGAGCUCAAAGUAAACUCAGACUCAGAUAAUAUAAAGACUGUUCUUGUUCUCUGUUGUUCAUUUAUCACCAAUUUGUCUACGGCAGAACCUUCCAGAAAACGACAACUGUCGGCGGACGAUGAUGUUUUGACCACUCAAGAUUGUAGUCAAGGAUCAGAUGCCGAUCAACUGUUGAACCAGCAGACGAGUAAACAGCAAAAUGUUGUAAGUAGCGACUACAAAAAGAGCGCCACAAAUAACGGCAACAAUGAUUAUGAAGGGAACGUCUUUGAACAUAUCGAUCAACACGAAGAUUUUCUGCAGGUGAAAAUUAAAUAGGUUAUGAAUGACGAUGAAAAACU
Molecule: messenger RNA, 1291 nt
Organism: Xenia sp. Carnegie-2017
Lineage: Eukaryota; Metazoa; Cnidaria; Anthozoa; Malacalcyonacea; Xeniidae
Product: nucleoside diphosphate kinase 6-like
Exons: 7
Coding region: 333-860 (175 amino acids)
Biological process (GO): CTP biosynthetic process; UTP biosynthetic process; GTP biosynthetic process
Molecular function (GO): nucleoside diphosphate kinase activity
Source: RefSeq, a predicted model, not a curated record